Molecule: messenger RNA, 2538 nt
Organism: Spodoptera exigua (beet armyworm)
Lineage: Eukaryota; Metazoa; Arthropoda; Insecta; Lepidoptera; Noctuidae
Source: the annotation of a GenBank genome assembly
CUCAGUUCGCGGCAGUCAGUGUAACUCGUGCCGCGUCACAAAACGUUUCACUUACACAGUGUCACAAUGAGAGUCGCAGCGCUUUUUGCGCUGUUCGCGAUAGGUUUAGCAACCGAGCUUACGCCGACGGAUUUAAUACGACAAAGGUUCUACGAUUUAGAAGAGGAGCUAUGGAGGAAUGUGACAGACCCUUUGUGGAGGGACUCCGGCCUUGGCGGGGACGUCGAACUAACAAAGGCGUUCUUCGCGUUGAACGAGCAAAUCGAGUUAAUUCCAAGGACUAAGAGGCUCACACUGAGAUCGUGGUUAUGGAAUAAAGUGUCAGAAAAGCUGCAAGUCGUUGAUGGAUUCUAUAAAAACUUUAUGGAAUUCGUGAGCCACCAGGCGUCCCCAGGCGCAGUGCCUGCUCCGGUUAAAGAGUGGCUGGAUAUAGCUGAAUCUAUUUUGAUGGACCCCAAGACCUCGGUAGCUCAAGCAGUAAGGAAGAUUCAUGGAUUCUUGGAGCACGGCGAUAUAUUCCGAUCAGUAGUCCAGGAUGAGGAUUCAGACGUAUGUGACCUACAGAUGUCACCGCACCAGCUUAUCUACGACAUGUACAACACCAUAGCACUGACUGAGAUCAAGGGGUACGCCAUGAUGCAGUUCUCUUGGAUGCUGUUGAGGAUAUAUGGAAGAGGUAACUUCACACAGGAAGCAAGUUUGACAAGACAGAGGUAUUCUGAGAGGACAGGACAGACGGCGACAGCGGCGCGUUCAGCGCUGGCCAUGUCAAAACGGGACCUGUACAGGUGCGACCCGCCAGUGCAUACUAGCGCGACCUACGCCGAAGUGACACGCCUUCUGCAAGGCUACGUAGAGAAUGAGGUAGACAUGAACAGCGACGGCACUUGCAAGGAGAACUGCGCCUUUUAUACCCUCACCGAAAACCAUGGCUGCUACAGUGAUCAAUUCUGCGAAAAACAGGAGAAAUGCAAGGGCAGAAUCAUUGACUGCCAGUACCUUGACUCGGACAUGUGGGUCUGUCCUGCGUCUCGGCACAGCCAAAGGCGUUAUGAAUGGAUCGAGUACGAGAACGGACGCACACUGGGCAGGGUUGGCAGCUGCCGGUUGGGGACAACAAAAGUGGACUCGUGGUGGCGUUGGCUAUUCUGGCACUGUUCGUAUUGCAUGUGCCUCUGCGAUGACGCGACCGGCUCCCACCGCUUCUUCAGUCUCCGGGAAGCGACGUCAGACAUCGACAACAACAAGGUAGUAACAGGAAUGCGAUUGGUGAAGCUUGGAAAAGUAUUCCACAUUCAAAUCUAUCAAGGCAAACUGGUUGAACGCGGGUUCGUGGAGUCCUCGGAGGAGGUGCUAGCUCAAGCGUUUGACCCCGAGCAUGCCGGAGUGUUGGAGGGCGUCGACUACCACACGCUGACUUAUGAAAGGAGAGCUAUUGACUUGGAUGAAUUAGAUUCUCCUUCCGGUCACGUCUUAACUGGAGCCAGAUUCCGAAUGAUCGGUGCCCAUCUACACUUUGAGAUUCGAGCUACUCCGUUCAACUACACAACAGGAAAACUUCACCCAGAGAAGAGCCAAUGGAUCAGCAACGACAACACUGAAGGAUCGCACACACCAAGGUCUCGUCUGGAGCUAUACAAGCCAGAUCUGCCGACACGAUCCCACACAGUGCUGCGCAUAGACUCGCAACACGACCAGUACAUUGAGUUCACGCACUCAGACUUCGAUGCAGACGCCGCACAGAGCACUGUGCCCUUCAUUGACGUGCAGCCUGUUGUGCCUUCUAAAGCCCUCAAUACCAAAGGCGCUACUUUAUUGAGCGGUGCUGGGUUAUACCACAGAGGAGCUCGCGGCUCAGGCGGCUUCAUCGGCGUGAAGGUGAUCACCUAUGACUACUCCAAACACGUGAAGGCAGAACCACCCCCGUCAGAGUUUGUUGACGAAUCGGAGACAACUGAAUUCGUGCCUAUCGUCAACUAGAAUACAUUUUAAUUUCAUAUACUCAUUUUAUUUUGUAAUGUAGCGUAAUUGUGACUUUUGAUAAUACGUAUUUUUUAAGUCUUGUACUGAGUUUUAUUUCGUUUAAAUAAAUAGUAUGCGUACAAUGGUAGAGUAUGUACAAAAGGGAUGUUAAUAUCAAACAAGAUAACAUUACACUGGUUGUUUACGUUUAUAAGUGUGUGGCGCAUGGGGUAAACAUUAAUAUUUUGCAUAACAUUUGAAUUCAUGGAAACUAUGUUUUGCGUAUGGAGUGAUAACCAUAUUUACUCUAUAAAUUCUACUUCACACUUUUUAUCAUUCCAGUAAUGUGAUCUUGUUUGUCAUGUAGCGUUUCGAUAGAAAAUAAAUCGUUUAUCUCCAGUUUUCUAGUCUACAUACAACUCCAAAUAUGAACAAUAAAUAAUAUAAGGUACGGACUGGUUUUUGUUCUUAAUUCACUUCUAUGAUGCACCGUAUUAGUGUGUACAGCUUUUAUUAAUACUCGUAUAUAAUGUUAGUAAGUAAUCUUUCUUCUUCUUUGUUACCGGAGCAAUAUGU